This is a messenger RNA of Xenopus laevis (African clawed frog), 7835 nucleotides long. It is a transcript of the gene rhobtb1.S, whose product is annotated as Rho related BTB domain containing 1 S homeolog. Lineage: Eukaryota; Metazoa; Chordata; Amphibia; Anura; Pipidae. Gene Ontology annotation, molecular function: G protein activity; GTP binding; GTPase activity. The transcript is spliced from 11 exons. The record is from RefSeq and is a predicted model, not a curated record. Gene Ontology annotation, cellular component: endosome membrane. Bases 155 to 2230 code for a protein of 691 amino acids.
GCUAUUGUAAACAGACUGUCCAGGAUCCAGGUGAAGUGAGGACCUGCUGACCCAGAACUAGUUCUACACAGAAGGAGGAUUACAGGACAGAAGCAGAGAACUUUCUAUUUUCACAUUUCUUCUAUCCCUUUGAGCAUCAUGGAGGGCUGUUUAAAUGGACACUGAUAUGGAUUACGAAAGGCCCAACGUUGAAACCAUAAAGUGCGUGGUGGUGGGAGAUAACGCAGUGGGGAAGACUCGUCUGAUCUGCGCAAGAGCAUGUAAUACCACCUUAACGCAGUACCAGCUGCUGGCCACUCACGUCCCUACAGUAUGGGCAAUAGAUCAGUAUCGAGUCUGCCAGGAGGUCCUUGAACGCUCUCGGGAUGUUGUAGAUGAAGUGAGCGUCUCUCUUAGGCUAUGGGACACGUUUGGCGAUCACCACAAGGACAGACGCUUUGCUUACGGAAGGUCCGACGUUGUUGUCUUGUGCUUUUCGAUCGCCAAUCCCAACUCCUUGAACCACGUGAAAACCAUGUGGGCUCAGGAAAUAAAGCAUUUCUGUCCACGUACACCGGUUAUUCUGGUUGGGUGCCAGCUGGACCUGCGAUAUGCCGACCUCGAAGCUGUCAAUCGGGCAAGGCGCCCAUUAGCCAGGCCUAUAAAAAGAGGAGAUAUUUUGCCACCAGAAAGAGGGCGGGAAGUGGCCAAGGAGCUGGGGAUACCCUACUAUGAAACAAGCGUAUUUGACCAGUUCGGCAUUAAGGAUGUAUUUGACAAUGCCAUCAGGGCGGCAUUAAUUUCAAGACGGCACCUCCAGUUUUGGAAAUCUCAUCUGAAGAAGGUUCAGAGACCCUUUCUACAAGCUCCGUUCCUUCCCCCUAAAGCCCCGCCGCCAGUUAUUAAAAUCCCUGAGACCCCUUCUGCCAGUAUGAACGAUGCCGGUGACUUGCUGGACAAUCCUUUGUGUUCUGAUGUCUUAUUUGUUCUGCAGGACCAAAAAAAGAUUUUUGCUCAUAAAAUUUACCUUGCUACCUCCUCUUCAAAGUUCUACGAUCUCUUUUUAAUGGAACACGAAGAGUCCCGCCAUUCUGUCGACAGGUACUGCAAGAAGCUCAAUAAGGACUUGCUCAUGAGGACCUUAAGCCUAGAUACUAAUGAGGACGGCGACGCGGCUAAUUUGAAACCGGCAAAUUCCUGUCUACGGACAUCAAGGAGCGAUGACACUUUGCUUACAACGGACUUUGGGGAGAACGGGUGCGUUUCUUUGUCCUCUUGGAGUAAAGGGUUCCACAGCUUGCACCAAGAGGUGACUGUCAAUCCCGUAUCAAACAGAACUUGUCCAAUGACUGUCAUACGAAUGGAUUCCUCUAUUCAGUAUGGGCCUUUCAAAACUGUCCUCCGUUUCCUUUAUACGGGGCAGCUGGACGAAAAUGAAAAGGGUUUAAUGCGAGUGGCACAGAUUGCGGAGAUCCUGGAAGUCUUCGACCUGCGCAUGAUGGUGGAAAAUAUUACAAAUAAAGAAGCUUUUAUGAACCAGGAGAUCACAAAAGCAUUCCAUGUCCGAAAAGCUAAUAGAAUAAAGGAGUGUCUUUCCAAAGCAACCUUUUCUGAUGUGACGUUUAAGUUGGACGACGGCAGCAUCAGCGCCCAUAAACCAAUUCUAAUCUGCAGUUGCGAAUGGAUGUCCGCCAUGUUCAGGGGGUCGUUUAUAGAGAGUGCGAGUAAUGAGGUCGAUCUUCCCAAUGUGAGCAAAGCAUCAAUGCAAGCUGUACUCGAUUACCUAUAUACCAAGCAGCUGACUUCCACCCCUGAAAUGGACCCCCUUGAGCUGAUCGCAGUGGCCAACAGAUUGUGCCUUCCUCACCUUGUGGCACUUACAGAACAACACGCUGUCCAGGAACUGACCAAGGCUGCGGUCGGCGGCAUUGAUAUCGACUAUGAAGUGCUCACUUACCUGGAACUUGCUCAGUUCCACAAUGCGCAUCAGUUGGCAGCCUGGUGUUUGCAUCAUAUUUGCACCAAUUACAACAGUGUUUGCGCCAAGUUCCGCAAAGAGAUAAAAGUGAAAUCGCCAGAAAAUCAGGAAUAUUUCGAGAGACACCGCUGGCCCCCCGUAUGGUACCUGAAAGAAGAAGACCACUACCAACGGGUGAAGAAAGAAAGGGAGAAGGAAGAUCACGCGCUGCAUAAACAUCGUUCCAAACGCAAGUGGUUCUUCUGGAACUCCUCUUCGGCUGCGUUUGCCUGAGCGAGAACAUUCUUGCAGACUCCAGACGGACGCUUGUAUAUCGUUCCCGUGUCUUAAACACUCAGAACAACGCUGUACAAUAAUUUUAGGUUUCAAGCACUGAUUCAAACCCACGCGUGCAUUUACCGUCUGCGAAUCAAAGCACAAUUUCCAGUCAACGGAUCACAACCUGCUCGGAUGAUCUGGACUGCGGACUUCCUGUUAAUUGAAGAGCGAGUUUUCCGAAAUCACCCGCGGCUACUUCAAGUAUACGCAACACUAAUACAGGGAUACCUAACGCAGGAGGAAGGACUCCCGAUGUAACAUAAACCUCCGACAAAAGCCAAUACAACAAUCCGUGCUCUCCCACUGGGCGCAAACUCUGCUCCAACUGUUUCGACUGUGUACGGAUCAAAGUCCAUUGUGACGUCCAACAGUAUUGUCUUAGCCAUGGAAAGGUCGACAAUCAUGUUUAACAACUGCGUGCGUUAUGUUACAGAGUAAAAAUCAGCAAAUUGUUACAUUCAGGUACUUUAUUCUGCACUGUUGGGGUGCAAGCUAUUUUGGAUGCAACUCAAUGCAGGGGGCACCUUUUGUAUCGUGGAUGUCAAACCACUCCGCUAUAACUCCCAGCACUCUUGUCAACUACCACUCCCAGCAUUCUUAGCUCACAGCUUUAAGAGGGUGCGGAGAAUCUAUAGCUCACUACAGCAGGUUUGGGUCAUAUUCUUAUUUAUUCUAAAUCUGUAAUCCGCAAUCUGUCAUGUUUCAUAGUAUAAUAAUAAUCUAAAAAAUAUUUAUUUAAGUCUUAAUCAUUGGGUGAAAGAGAAACUGCAUGGUGGGUGCAGCCUAAAUUGUUUCUCUGAAUUCAAAACUGGUUUAAAGGGCAACUGUCAUAGUGAGAAAAGUUCACUAAUUGAAAGCGGAUGUUAAAUAAAUCUGUUUUAUAUUCGGUAGCAAUAUAAUUCCUGUCCCAGAUAACAGGAACUGUGGUUGCACCACGUAAAGAUUUGGAUAUAAAGAAACACAAAAUAUUCAAAUAACGGAUUUACUAAACAUCCUUGAAGGGGGCAUUAUGACCGUUCCCCUUUAAAGGGGAAAUAUAACCUGUUUGUUUAGUAUGGGGUUUGUGCUGAAAAUACUUUUUUUAAUUGUUAUAUUUUGCACUAAACAGGGCUAACUGGGGGUGCUUUCACAACUUCCUGGUUCUUAAGAGCAAUUAUGGGAGGAGCAGGCAGUUACGUUAAUUAACAGCUUCUUAUCUGUAAACCUAAAACCUUGACUGCAGACAGGGGAAGGGACUUGUUUAUACAGAGCUCAUUAUCUGUCAAACGCUGGUUGCAGGGGAGGUAGUAAAAACAGUAAAGGCAAAACUAUAAGCUUUAUAACAGAAACUAUUUAUUUAACAAAUGGCACUGUUUUAUCACGUGACUCGGCGUGUAGUGCCCCUUCUAAUGAAAUAUAUACUCUGCAACAUUAUUUUCCAGACAUUUUCAGUGCAAGCUGAGAUCUAAGCCCACUUCUCUGUGUGCUGUGCCUACUGUAGCUAGAUAGACAUAUACACAUUAGAAGGGCUGUAUUCACAGUGAUAUUCAGGGCAAAACUGUCUAAUGGACCCGACUUAUAGGAUAUCGAUGUGUUCCUCACUCCGAUACCUUUACUGCAUAUAUAUAUAUAUAUACAUAUAAACACGUCUGUCCUGUUGUACCGCCACAUGGUAAUUCCGUCAUCUUCCAUUGUGUAGCUAGUGGUCUACCUAGUCUUGUGCUCCAGGUUCCCGUUGUAUAAAAAUACAGCUGUCCGGUUUAGCCUUAGAAACACACUAUAGUGCAUAACAAACUUCCUAUCUAACAAAACACCCACAGCAGGAUAUGCAAAUGAACUUUCCCCCCUUCGGUCGUGUUACAUAAAUGCUCCCAAUCUGUCAGUAUUUCUCUGAAACAACCACAAAACUUCCUUCCACAGGGCGAAUGGCGUGACAAGUGGAAUCUCACUGUACAGUUUCUUAGAAGGCGUUUCCUGGGCCGAGCAGUCAUCAAAUGCAUAGAGAGUUGUUUUAUUAGACGAUUAGUGGUGUGGUUUAACAGUAUUCUUCUAUUAAAUGUGGCUGAGGUAGAGCGUUACCAGGUAGAACGUCCAAAUUGGAAAAUAUGGUAACAUUCACAAACAUAUAUGUAAACAUUUCCAACCUCUAUAAACUGAAACGUCUAUGGGCCUCACAUUGGCCCCACCUGAUAACAGUCCAUAACUAUAUAAGAUACUCAUAAUAGACCUAGAUUUAUCAUAUUUAACAAACCUCUGUAUUUGCCUGCAAACUGAUUGCUACUGUAAGUAGCCAUUUUUGUUUUGGAGAGGUCCACCCCCAAAGGUAUAAAUGCAUAAAAUGCAUGGGAAGGCAAAAUGUUGUCGUAGCAUCCUAGGUGGUGUCUGCAGGUUAAUCCUGUAGGUUGUCCCACUCUAACUCCAGCACUCUCCAUCAAUCAAAGGCUGUCACAGGUGCUGGGAGUUGUAAUUUAAUUAAAUUAAUUGUGCAUUAUCCCUAUUUAAGCCUUAUAUUAAAUAUACUUGGCUCUGCUGAAACCUUUACACGUAUAUUUUUGAAUGUUACUAGAGGGUGAUUGGAUAUCAACUAGGGAUGCACCGAAUUCAUUAUUUGGGAUUCGGCCGAAUCCUUCGUGAAAGAUUCAGCCGAAUCCUAAUUUGCAAAUUAGAGGCGGGAAAGGAAAAAGUGGAAAAAGAAUGUUUUACUUCCUUGUUUUAAGAUGAAAAGUCACAUAAUUUCGCUUCCCACACCUAAUUAAAUAUGCAAAUUAGGAUUCGGUUCGGCUGAAUCCGAAUCCUGCUGAAAAAGGCCGAAUCCCGAAUCGAAUCCUGGAUUCGGUGCACUCCUAAUAUCAACCAAUUUGUAUUAUACCCUAAAUCUGGAAUUAGCCUUAAGAAACAGUGGGGGUCAUUUAAAAACUUUGCGCAGGGCAGAUUGGUUCGCAAAGUGAAUAUAUUGGUUAUAUUUAUAAAGCUGAAUAAGAAGGUGCAAAGAAAACUGCGAAAUCUUUUUUCACAAUGCGAAUGUCAAUAGCAGCUUUUUAAAUAUGUCACAAUUCGCAAAUUGCGAAUAUUUAUGCGCACACUCUGCGACUCAAUUACGCCACAACUUUGGUGGCGGAUAAAAUAUUCGCAAAACAGUUUCGCAAACUGCGCAUUUAAGUUACUGUCAACGCUAUUUUCGCGCACAACAAUCGCGCAAACUCCCGUCUCAUUUUGGCGCCAUUUAAUCACCCUGCGAAUUUGCAAAAACCGGAAAGACGGGCAGAGCAGUGCAAUAUGUUAGCGUUCAGGAAAAAACAUGCGCAAUACAACGAUUUGUGAAAAAUUUGCGCUGCGCCGAACUUUAUAAAUGACCCCCAGUGUCUCCUGUCUGAGUAUUAUUACCUUUGAUUCAGAAAAUAAAUGGGGUAAUUAAAAAAAAAAAUUCUUCUUACAAAGGGUCAAUUUUUUUAUAUGGUUUUGUUUCUCCAGUACAGAGUCGCCAACUGAUGCUUUUUAUAAAUAUAGCGUAUUAAAUAUGAUUCAUGGUGUCCGGUCUUGACGAGUUUCCUGUUCCUGUUCAGAUGAACAGGAAAUAUUUUAGUUGAAUUCACACUCGUAAUAUAUUUGCUGCUAUUGUGUAUGUAUAAAAAGAAAUCGUUUGCACACUUAAGGUUUUCCGAGACGGAGACCCUAAAUACUUUAAAGGUAACUAAGGCUAACAUUGAUGUGGGUAUAUAUUUAUACAUGGAUUCCUUUUUAAAUCCUCAGACAUCUUUUAAAAAUAUAAUAAUUUGUAUAUAUCAAAGAAUGGUCCUGCAACAGUGAUGCUGGAUUUUUAUUGCAUGGUAAUGCAUUUCUUAUUCUCAAAAAUAGCAAACUUAAAGGGAUAGUUCAUGUUAAAAAAAAAUGUUGGCAGCAUGUAGACACUGAUAUUCUGAGACAAUUUGCAAAUGGUCUUCAUUUUAUAUUUUUUGCGGUUUUUGAAUUAUUUCAUUCUGUUUAAGCAGCUCUCCCCUUUUGAAGUUCAGCCAUUUUUCUGGUGGCUAGGGUCAUAUUGAAAGUGCAAAAUGGAAAGUGGUGCUGAAGAGCAAGUAACAGAGAGCAACAAUAAAUCUGGAGCCUAACUUGCCAUUCUGGCUAAGUCAUAGGCUGGACAGUUUGGUAGGAAGCUUGAUCGGUUUUCUAGAACACUACCUAGGAUCUAAGGAUUAGAUAGACCCGUUAAAUUUCAAGAAAAGUCACAGCAAUGGCUAAAAAUUUUCUUUUUCUUUUUCUUUACCCUUUUUGGAGGUUAAGUAAUAAUUCUGAAAAUCGACAAUGUCGAAGAUGUACAUCGUUUCUAUACUGUAGGAAGUCAUAAGGGGUUAUUUACUAAACUCCGAAUGCAAAUAUCUCAAAUUUGUAAUAUUUUUUUUUAUAUAAAAUCGGAGUUUUAAAAAAACACGAAUUUGUCGGAAUUUAUUAAACCCCGAGGAUGGAAAUGUCCAAAUCAGAAAAUACGGCAUUUAAGACCUGUCGAGGUUGCGUAUAAGUCAGUGGGAGAAGUCCCAAUGAUUUUUGGGGUUUCGUGCAAUACCCUGAAGUUUUCAGGCAAAAAACAUAAGAAAUCUGAGUUUUCCGAUGAAAAAUCAAAAAAAAAAAACCGUGGAAAUUAUAUUUUUUUUCCCAGAAAAGCAAAUUUUCUGGAAAAUGUGAUAAUAAAUAAGCUUAAAAAAAACCUGAGCGAAUUUGAUCGAAGUUUGCAGCAGAAAAUGUUGAGAGAAAAUCGGUCUGUGAUAAAUUACCCCCUUAGUGUCCUCUUUAACGGUCAACAGGACGCACUUUUAGCAUCACAGGACCCAUUGGGGGGAUCUAUGGGAUUAGAAUAUAGUCACAUGACCAAGGCCUGAAAUAGUGAACACUCUAAUCUUCAGUCCAGUUGGGCUGUUACCAUUCUUUGAUAAAUACAAGUGUUUAUUUGCUGCAGGAACACUCUGAUGGUACUAAAGCUAACCUCUAGCCUAGUUUUAAUAAGCAGCCAUUUAUGUAGAACCCCCGGUGUGGUAGAUCCAGAACAAGUUCAUGCUGACGGCCGUGUACCUUUUUCUGUUCUUCAGGUUCUCAGCAGGGUUCCUCCUUGGCAAUGCCGAUAACAUUUCGCAUUGUGGAGACAAGGUGCUAUAAAACAUACCAGCAACAAUAACCCACUAUAUGGCACUUCACAUAACUCAAAAAGGUAGAUGGUGUCAGCUAUUGUCUGGUGACUUCAUAUCCGUACAAAAAAAAACCCUAGUUUUAGGCAAAAAGGGCGAUUGCAGGACCAGGCUGAAAUCAAUGAGAUUCUAAUGUCUACGUUGGCCCUUGUGGAAUUAACAGUUGUCCGUUUAACACAACCAAAGUUCUGAUUGCAAACUUGCCAAAAUGUGACCACACAUACCGAUGCACCUGGGGUAUAUGCAAUAAUAACCAGUUGUAAUAUUAAUGUCAGUUGUGUAACCAAGUGGCUGGUUCAUUUGGUUCAUUCAGCCUAUGGCCUUUAUCUUUGUGGUUAUUUUAUGUUUUUUAUUUGCAAAAAAAAAAAAAUGAAAGAAAAUGUCAAUAAACCUCUUUUUAAUUAUUA